UCUCCUCCUCCCCGUCUUCUCUCCCCUCUCAUCCCCCUCCUCUCUUCCGUCUCCGCCCUCUUGUGCGACUCGACUAGCUUGUUGUCUGCACUGUCCCGAAUUGACGGGCUGACCGGCUGUUUGUCUACUGCCAAUCGAUCUAUCUGUCUCGCUGUUGUUGUGCUGUCGUUUAUUUAUCUUAUCAAACCGUCACUUCCCCUUCCCGUACGGUACCACACGACCAUAACACCUCCUCUCUCUCUGCAUCUCUCCAUUCCGAACUGUUUCCACCAGCAAUCAUGGACUCGGCGUUAAAUUCCUCUUCAUACCCCGGAAAUCGGAUCAUCGCGUACUUGGAGACUUUGGUCAAGUCUAAGUCAUAUCUGCCUUACGGACUUCCUGUCUGCGUUUCGCCGUCGCAUACUGUCACCAACACCGACACCCUCUUGCACCUAGCCUCUCUAGUGGGCCCGCAUAUCGCGAUUCUCCAGGUCUAUGCAGAUAUCAUUGACGAUUGGUCGGAGGAGACAGUUCGCCAAUUGGUCGCCCUGGCAAGAAGACAUGGCUUCCUGAUCUGGGAGGGCGGUCGAAUCCUGAAUUCCACGGUGGACAUUGUCGGAGGACAGAAGUCAGAGACGAGAGAGGUGCGGAACGAGACUGUGGAUAUGAUCCGCAAGAAAUAUACGAAAGGAAUAAUCAAACCAGCCUCGUGGGCGGGUCUUUCGACGGCGUGGGCCUCCGGAGUGGCUGUGUACAACCAGGAAGCCGACAUUCUGAUUCCCACCCUGAAGGCUGCCGCUCGCGAAGCAGUAGCAGAUGCAGCGCAGACCAUUCGAACCGAGAUCACAGCAGAACAUACCACCAACAACCAUACCUUCGGUGAUCAAGACGGGAAUGUGACCUCGCAGCACCUCUGUGAGUAUGCCGUUGACAACACUAGCGGCCUCGACCUUCCUCCUCGCAAAGCUUCCACCAUCUCCUUGACUCAGACCAUCACUCAACACACCGAAGACUCAACCGAGCUUCCUUUGGAGUCUCCCCAGUAUGAGCGACGUGGUUUUGAAUUCCGGUCUCUGAGCCCCGCGACCAUUCCGGAAGACUUCCCGCCUCCACCACUUAUGGCUCGUGGACUAGUCUUGUGUCUACCAUCCGCAACAGCCAAUUCUUUCACCAAUGAUUACCGUCAAAGCUGUGUGGCUGCUGCUCGCGCCAAUCAGGACUUUGUGGCUGGCUUCGUGUGUGGAGAGCCGUGGCACUUGGUCUCUCAAAGAAACGACCUCUUUGGUGCGGGCGUUCCCGGUCACGGCGAAGAACAGCAGCAGUUGAGCCCCUACUCAUCAGACGAUGACGAAGCUGUACCACAUUUUGCUUUGGUGUCGCCUAUCUCCCGCCGACUCAGCGCGGUCAGUGGUCAAGGGUCGGACGAAGCCGACGAAGACGAGGAAGAGCAGCAGCAGAACGGCAUCCCCAUGCCCGAACCACCGCUUCCCUUGGACUCUCUCAACCCACUAGCCUCUAAACUGUUCCAGAUCACUGGCAAAGCACUGCAACUUCGCGAGACCUCCAUCCAGGAACGCGGAACUCUACACCUGAGGGCAGACACGGAUAAGAGCUACCAAAUAUUGCACGUUCCUUUGGUGGUAUUGCCUUGAGGGCGUACCUUCCCCGCAAUCUGUUUCCACCACUUCCGUUCGUUUUUUCCAUGCUUUCGCAUCCUUCUCCACAACAUUCUACCAAAUAAUCUAUCUCUCCUUUCACUUCUCGUACUUAUAUAUAUCUUACUACCACCACCUUUGUUACCGUCACUAUUGCACCUAAGGAUAUGGAGUUGAGCGCCUUGAAAAUGCUGUUUCCGGUCUUUCUUUUGCAUUCUACCCUGUGGCACUACAAGAAGCAUAAUCAUCAAUCAGAAAUCAAAUACAUGUUACAAUAGACGAAC
Messenger RNA from Aspergillus homomorphus CBS 101889, 1918 nucleotides. RefSeq lists its product as uncharacterized. The record is from RefSeq and is a predicted model, not a curated record. Bases 279 to 1631 code for a protein of 450 amino acids. The transcript has a single exon. NCBI's taxonomy places the organism in Eukaryota, Fungi, Ascomycota, Eurotiomycetes, Eurotiales, Aspergillaceae. Gene Ontology annotation, molecular function: orotate phosphoribosyltransferase activity; orotidine-5'-phosphate decarboxylase activity. Gene Ontology annotation, biological process: pyrimidine nucleobase biosynthetic process; UMP biosynthetic process.